Ruditapes philippinarum (Manila clam) is the source of this 3200-nucleotide messenger RNA. RefSeq lists its product as uncharacterized. Lineage: Eukaryota; Metazoa; Mollusca; Bivalvia; Venerida; Veneridae. The coding region runs from base 68 to 2995 and encodes 975 amino acids. The record is from RefSeq and is a predicted model, not a curated record. The transcript has 16 exons.
AUUAAGUUCUGAAGCCCAAAUACAAAUUGACCUUGACCCUCUUUAUUUAACAGAGUAUGGUGACCAAAUGACAUUUACAGAGGACAGUGACCAAAGUAAAGAGGCAGAAGUAUGGCCAGCCAGUGAUGCAUCUGUUGUUACUGAAACUUCACCAUCUGAAAGAGUGUAUGGUGACCAAAUGACAUUUACAGAGGACAGUGACCAAAGUAAAGAGGCAGAAGUAUGGCCAGCCAGUGAUGCAUCUGUUGUAACUGAAACCUCACCAUCUGAAACAGAGUAUGGUGACCAAAUGACAUUUACAGAGGACAGUGACCAAAGUAAAGAGGCAGAAGUAGGGCCAGCUAGUGAUGCAUCUGUUGUUAUUGAAACUUCACCAUCUGAAAGAGUGUAUGGUGACCAAAUGACAUUUACAGAGGACAGUGACCAAAGUAAAGAGGCAGAAGUAUGGCCAGCCAGUGAUGCAUCUGUUGUAACUGAAACCUCACCAUCUGAAACAGAAUACAGUGACAAAAUGAAAUUGACAGAGGACAGUGACCAAAGAAAAGAGGCAGAAGUAGGACCAGCCAGUCAUGUAUCAGUUGUAACUGAAACUUCACCAUCUGAAACAGAUUACAGUGACCAAAUGACAUUUACAGAGGACAGUGACCAAAGUCACAAGGUGGAAGAAGGGCCAUCCAGUGAUGCUUCUGUUGUUACUGAAACUUCACCAUCUGAAACAGGAGAUGAGACAGUUUUUACCAUUUAUAUUGAAGAACCAGAAAAGAGUGAACAUGUACAAGGUGAUGUAUUGUUUGCAGUUAAUAAAUGUAACAGUGGAUUCCAGCUAGAACAGUUAGAAGAAUAUGUGUCAGAUUCAGACUGUUCAUCUAUUGUGGAGACAGCAACAAAUAGGCCAAUAUCAUUACAUAAGGUACUGAAAGCCAGUGCAGAUUCAACUUCAGAUGGAAGUGAAGAACAAGCUUCAUCAAGGGAGUUACCAGGUAUUGUAAUACAGGCUGUAACAGGUUCAGGAAAACGAGACUACACAAAAAAGCACUGCUGUUUCUUCUGCGAAAAAUCAAUAAGUAAAAUAGGAAGACACCUGGAAAAGGCUCAUCAAGAUGAACCUGAGAUUAGAGAGCUUCCUCCUGUGUCCAAAAACAAUUCCACUAGUGAAAUAGCAAAAAGAAAGAUGGUGUUGUCUAAAUACCGCAACCUGGGAAACUUCAAUCAUAACAUUAGUGUGUUGUUAAAAAAGAAGGGUAUAUUUUAUGUUGGAAGGCGGCCACCUAAAGAGAAGGGAAACAGUGCCAGCAGUUAUUUACCAUGCCCAUAUUGUUUGACAUUCCUUGUGAAAAGUGAACUUUGGAGACAUGUAAAAAUUUGCUCUUUUAAAGAAAAUAAACUCACUGUUAGUAAUGCAGAAGAGUUAAAGAAGGCAACAGAUGAGUGUGUCAGUUCAGCAGAGUACAUACUUCAAGGGGCUUUAGGAACAGAGGUGUAUAAUUCAGACAAUCAAGAAUUCAUUGAUCAUGUUGUUAAACGUUUUCAUAUGGACAAUGUAAGCCUUGCUGUUAAGAGUGACAAAUUGCUAUUAAUAUUUGGAAAAAUGCAACUACGAAAGCUUGGCCUCCAACGGGCUUGUCAAGUAAGAGAGAAAUUGAGGAUACUUGGAAGAGUCAAAAUUGAACUUAGAUCAUUAACAGGUUUAGAAUCAGCUGAUAUGGACAGUUUCAUUACACCCAGUAAAUUUGACAUUUGUAUGAAAGCUGUACGUAAUUUGUCUGGAGAGUCCAACGAAGGGUCAUCUACAGGAUCCAAAACAUUUAAAAGACCGUCUUUGGCUUUAAAAGCAGGCCAGCUGUUGAAAAGAAUUGCUGUGUUAAAAAGAGGUCAAGCCAUCAGAAAACUAGACCUUUCAGAAAAAGAUGAAACUGAUCAAUUUAUUAGUCUGUACAAAGAAGAAUUCUCCGAAGUCAUCUCUUCUCUGGCCCAUCACACACUUUCAGAAAGAAAAUAUAAUAAGAAAGUACUUCUUCCAUUGACAAAGGACCUCCUGAAAUAUAUGAAUUACUUAGAGAGCACAACCAUUGAAAGUACAAGAUUGUUUCUAGACUGUCCUUGCUCAAGUCAUUGGAAUACACUUGCGGAAGUAACAAUUGCCAGAAUAAUACUUUUCAACAAAAGACGGGCAAGUGAGGGGGCAAAAAUGUUAGUGUCGCAAUUUGUAGGUAGACCUGCUUAUGGUAAAGAAAACGAAGAAUUGGUUUCAACAUUGCAACCAAUAGAAAAGCAAUUGAUGAAGACAAUGAGUUUGGUAGAAGUAGUUGGAAAACAGUACAAACGUGUGCCCAUUCUUCUUUCCCAAACAAUGGUUGAAGCUAUACAAGCCUUGGUGGACAAAAGGGCAGAAGGGGGAGUUAGAAGUUGCAAUCCAUAUGUAUUUGCUCAGGGAGACAGCAACUUUAAGCGGGGAAGUGAUUGUAUUAGAAGAACUGUUCAGGCCUGUGAGCUUGAAUUCCCUGAAAGAAUCACCAGUACAAAACUCAGAAAAUACCUAGCAACUGUGUCACAGGUGUUUAAUCUGUCAGAAUCAGAAUUAGGGGAGUUAGCACGCCACAUGGGUCAUGAACUGAGCGUGCAUAGACGCUUUUACCGUCUACAGGACGAUGUGAUAGAGUUGGCAAAGGUGUCACGUCUGCUAAUGUCUGUAGAGGAAGGCAAGGCAGCUCAGUUUGCAGGAUGUACAUUAGAUGACAUUAAUCUUGAAGAUUUCGAAGAAGUUGAAGAAGAAGAUGUAGGUGAUGAUGAAGAUGGUGUUGAAGUUGACUUUGAUCCUCAUUUGGACGCUGUUGAGAAUAUUGUACCAAGUUCUCAUCCAUCAAAGGAAAGUGUGGUUCAAGAUGAUGUGUUGGACACUGAUGAGGAUGUUGUAGCUUGUGCUCCUGCGUCAAAAAAAAGAGUUGGUUCAAGGUAUGUCAACAGAACUCAUAGUGAUUACAGCAUGAAGUGCUAAUUUUCAUUGUGCAUUUUUGUGACCUGUCCUUUCCUGUGGUCAACAUUUUACUUAAACAAUAUUUUCUUAACCACUUGGCCAAAUUUGAUGAAACUUGCCAUGGACAAUCUUUGCAUGAUGCCCUUUUAAAUCUGUUCAACAAAUUUCAUUCCAUCAAAAACUGUGGUUGCCAUGGCAACUGAAAAAUUAACUUUAAACAUCUUGU